Messenger RNA from Lacerta agilis (Sand lizard), 1091 nucleotides. RefSeq names its product sodium voltage-gated channel beta subunit 4 (gene SCN4B). Lineage: Eukaryota; Metazoa; Chordata; Lepidosauria; Squamata; Lacertidae. The transcript has 5 exons. The record is from RefSeq and is a predicted model, not a curated record. Gene Ontology annotation, cellular component: voltage-gated sodium channel complex; membrane. Gene Ontology annotation, biological process: regulation of sodium ion transmembrane transporter activity; cardiac muscle cell action potential involved in contraction; regulation of ventricular cardiac muscle cell membrane repolarization. The coding region runs from base 230 to 910 and encodes 226 amino acids. Gene Ontology annotation, molecular function: sodium channel regulator activity; transmembrane transporter binding.
GAGGAGGCGGUCCCGCGAAGCCGAGCUCGGAGCCGGCUGCCUCCGCCCCUCGGAGCCUCCCAGGCGCGGCUGCUCGAGGGGGCGGGUCGCGCGCGGCAACUUUUGGAGCCUGAGAGAGCCGCGGAGGCUGGCAGCGAGGGCAGGCAGCGGCGGAGCGAGAGCCACGCUUGGGACACCGCUCGCUCGGGCCGGCGGAAGAGGCCACUGCGGUGCUGCAGCUGGCGAGGAGAUGGCCGGGGGCGCGGGAGGCGGGGCCAAGGGCUGGCUGGGGGUCGCCCUGGUGGGCCUUCAGCUCUGCUCUGUGACACUUGCCUUGGAGGUUUCGGUGGGCAAGGCGGCCGUCAUCUAUGUAAAGAAUGGCACGGAUGUCCUCUUGCCCUGCACAUUCUCCUCUUGCAUCGGAAUCGAGAGAGCCAACUUCUCGUGGAUCAGCAAUAACACUGAAAUAUUCAAAGGAAUCAUUAAGAACAAAGACUCCAAGCCAGAGCCCUACCCGGAGUACAGGUCUCUCAUCAAGUACGAGAUGCCGACUGAUAUCGCCCUCAGCAAGGAUAACCGGGAGUUCAACGUCUCCCUCCUGCUCCUCUUUGCAGAGUUCAGUGACUCUGGGAAAUACACUUGCUUUGUUAAGAACCCAAGGGAGAAGAAUGCCAACCAUAGUGCCACCAUCAUGCUCAAAGUGGUCGUGGAAAUGGAGAAGAAGGACAACACGCUAACGCUGAUCAUUGUGUCAGUCGUUGGGGGUGUCAUUGGACUCCUGGUCCUCAUCAUGGUGAUCAAGAAACUCACCCUCUUCAUUCUCAAGAAGACACGGGAGAAAGAGUGUCUUGUGACUUCUUCAGCAAAUGACAACACAGAGAAUGGGCUGGCCGGCUCCAAAACUGAACAGAAAUCUGCCCCAAAGGCCUGAGGCCGCUGUGGAACCGGUGACCUGUGAGGCCCUGAAAUCCAGGCCCAGGAGGAAGAGGAAGAGAGUUGACCAUUUCCAAAUGAUUGAUGCUUGAGACACAUGACUUUAUUACACAGUUGGCUGCAACCAGCACUGCUUCUCAGAUAAGACUGCAGGCAUUGGACAGGCAGGCCGGGGGGGG